Messenger RNA from Clunio marinus, 899 nucleotides. The record is from the annotation of a GenBank genome assembly. NCBI's taxonomy places the organism in Eukaryota, Metazoa, Arthropoda, Insecta, Diptera, Chironomidae.
GUCAUUGCGAUCCUAUUAGCACUGUCGCCUUUAGUUCUAUGUGAAUUAGAGGAACAAGAAAUGAAGUGCAUCGUGGGAUUUUUAAGAAUGAAUGAUGUUCAUGAAGAAUUACUUGAUUCAGUUGAAUCAUCACCAAAUUCGACCCUGUGUGACCAAAUCAUCAACUCUCAAUUAAAUGAAAUGCAUGAAAAAAUGGGAUUAAACAAAGUAUCAGAAGAAAACGCAGUUAAAUGCGCCAAGAGAAGCAUUGAAGAAAGUGGUGUAAAGAAAUUGUAUUUGCUGACUACUGCAGUUGGGAAUUUUGAGGUAGGUUGGAAGAUAUGGAAGCUUAGUUCACAGCAAAAACGAUAUUCCCAGCUAGGAGAUACUUUGAACAAAGCCAUAAAAGCUAUUGAGAGUAAAUGUAACGAGGAAAUGAUAAAAGAAAAUAUUGGAGCUGGAUUUGAUAAAUCAAUUUAUAAUCGAGUGGAAAACUACAGAGGUGAUCAGGAAUAUUGUAUUCGUAAACAUUUAGUUGUUAGAGGAGUUUUGGAUCAAUUUGCUUAUAAUUUAAUCCUAAAUCCAAAAGGAAUAAAUGAGAACCUUGUUGAUUGCGCCACUAUUGUAUCAAACAUUGUAGAAAACAGCUACAGAAAAAUGAAAUUUUCACAAUGCGAAAUUGAUGAAUUUCGUAGAAGAAAUUAUAUUGAAUACGAUUUAAAAAUUGAAUAUGUUUUACCAAAUUUAUAUUUAACUCCACAUGAGAUCGCGAAGGAGAAAAGAGAUUACAUUGAAACUGUCUACAAAAUUCGCUCUGAUGCUAAAGCUUUAUGCAAGGAAUUAUUAUUUUAAUAAUUCAAAAGUUAAAUAUUUUACUCAUUUUAUAUUUUAUAUUACAAAGGUUAAUGAAAAAUGUUCUA